This is a messenger RNA of Ascochyta rabiei, 336 nucleotides long. RefSeq lists its product as uncharacterized. The record is from RefSeq and is a predicted model, not a curated record. Bases 1 to 336 code for a protein of 111 amino acids. Lineage: Eukaryota; Fungi; Ascomycota; Dothideomycetes; Pleosporales; Didymellaceae. The transcript has 2 exons.
AUGUCCUCUGGAGGAUACUUCGCGCCCUACCCCGCCCGCAGAGAAGACUUCAGCGGUACCGCGGACGAACAAUUCUACGCAGACAGGCAUUACUACCUAGAAUCACUGCAGCAAGGACUCGCAAACGCACGCGCGAGCCAGCAAGAGAAGUCCCGAGCACUCGCAUACUGGAACAGCGCGUGCAAUACGAUUCAGAGGGUUGGAGUGUCGACGAAGGAGGCGGCGAGUGUGGCAUACAAGGCCGCCGAGACGUGGGGCAAGAAUCACCCUGUGGCCAUGGCGGUGGGUGGGCUUGCGGCGAGCACGGGUGUGGGUUAUGCUGCGUCCAAGGCGUAG